Emiliania huxleyi CCMP1516 is the source of this 921-nucleotide messenger RNA. RefSeq lists its product as hypothetical. Gene Ontology annotation, cellular component: membrane. Gene Ontology annotation, molecular function: sulfotransferase activity. The transcript is spliced from 2 exons. The record is from RefSeq and is a predicted model, not a curated record. Bases 1 to 921 code for a protein of 306 amino acids. NCBI's taxonomy places the organism in Eukaryota, Haptophyta, Isochrysidales, Noelaerhabdaceae.
AUGGCCAGCUCCACCCUCCCGCUCUCCACCGAGGUUUGCGCGCGCUGCGCGCCAGAGCCUGGUCUGCGAGCCGUCGUCUUCAAUCGCGUCCCAAAGUGCGGAUCGACGACGCUGGAGCACAUAAUCCGCAACCAGUCGCGCCGGUGCGGCUUCCAGUUCCGGCGCUCGCAUGACUACGUCAACUGCUCCAUCAGCGAGGGCGAGCAGCGCCGCUUCGCCCGCCUGAUCACUGAACUCGCGAGCCGCCGCCGCGUGCUCUACGACCGGCACCUCCACUUCGUCGACUUUGCGCAGCUCGGCAGCAACUCGCUGCGGCCGGUCUACAUCAACAUGCUGCGUGAGCCGCUGAGCAUGCAGGUAUCGGCCUUCUACUUUUGGCGCGACUGCAUCUGCCGCACGCACAAGCCUUUUUGUCGCGCCGCCUGGCAGCCGAGCAACUCGUCGCCGCUCUGCUCGACCGGCGUGGACGCCGUGUAUGCGAGCGUCGAGCCGCAGCCGGCGGUCGGCACGAUCACGCGCUACUUUUGCGGGCAGGCCGCUGUGUGCAAGGUUGCCGACCCCGCGCCCGCGGCGGCAAGGAGAGCCGCGCUCGCGCGGGCGCUGCACAACCUCCGGCAUCGCUACCUGUGGGUCGGCGUGCUCGAGCGGCUGGCCGACUCGCUCCAGCUGCUCACACUGCAGCUACCGAGCUUCUUUGGCGGCCUCGACGUCGCCGCCGCAAGCCGCGCGCACGUACGGCCGGUGGACUCCUCCGCCUACCCGCCCGCCCAGCCAGAGACGCUCUCCAAGCUCGCACGGGAAAGUGCCAACGAUCUGACCGUGUAUCGGCACGCGCUGCAGCUGCUCGAGUGCCGGCUGCUGCAUUGCGCCUCGCUACUCGGCGGCGGGGAGUACAAUGGCGAGAGCUGGCUCGCGGCGUGA